Mandrillus leucophaeus (drill) is the source of this 3169-nucleotide messenger RNA. It is a transcript of the gene BMP7, whose product is annotated as bone morphogenetic protein 7. Lineage: Eukaryota; Metazoa; Chordata; Mammalia; Primates; Cercopithecidae. Gene Ontology annotation, molecular function: growth factor activity; cytokine activity. The transcript is spliced from 7 exons. Gene Ontology annotation, cellular component: extracellular region. The coding region runs from base 74 to 961 and encodes 295 amino acids. Gene Ontology annotation, biological process: SMAD protein signal transduction. The record is from RefSeq and is a predicted model, not a curated record.
CUCAUUUUCUGUUGCCACUAUCAUGUAAGAAGUGCCUUUCACCUCCCGCCAUGAUUCUGAGGCCUCCCCAGCCAUGUGGAACUUGGAACAUGACAAGGAAUUCUUCCACCCACGCUACCACCAUCGAGAGUUCCGGUUUGAUCUUUCCAAGAUCCCAGAAGGGGAAGCUGUCACAGCAGCCGAAUUCCGGAUCUACAAGGACUACAUCCGGGAACGCUUCGACAAUGAGACGUUCCGGAUCAGCGUUUAUCAGGUGCUCCAGGAGCACUUGGGCAGGGAAUCGGAUCUCUUCCUGCUCGACAGCCGCACCCUCUGGGCCUCGGAGGAGGGCUGGCUGGUGUUCGACAUCACAGCCACCAGCAACCACUGGGUGGUCAAUCCGCGGCACAACCUGGGCCUGCAGCUCUCGGUGGAGACACUGGAUGGGCAGAGCAUCAACCCCAAGUUGGCGGGCCUGAUUGGGCGGCACGGGCCCCAGAAUAAGCAGCCCUUCAUGGUGGCUUUCUUCAAGGCCACGGAGGUCCACUUCCGCAGCAUCCGGUCCACGGGGAGCAAACAGCGCAGCCAGAACCGCUCCAAGACGCCCAAGAACCAGGAAGCCCUGCGGAUGGCCAAUGUGGCAGAGAACAGCAGCAGUGACCAGAGGCAGGCCUGUAAGAAGCACGAGCUGUAUGUCAGCUUCCGAGACCUGGGCUGGCAGGACUGGAUCAUCGCGCCUGAAGGCUACGCCGCCUACUACUGUGAGGGGGAGUGUGCCUUCCCUCUGAACUCCUACAUGAACGCCACCAACCACGCCAUCGUGCAGACACUGGUCCACUUCAUCAACCCGGAAACGGUGCCCAAGCCCUGCUGUGCGCCCACACAGCUCAAUGCCAUCUCCGUCCUCUACUUCGAUGACAGCUCCAACGUCAUCCUGAAGAAAUACAGAAACAUGGUGGUUCGGGCCUGUGGCUGCCACUAGCCCCUCCGGGAAUUCAGACCCUUUGGGGCCAAGUUUUUCUGGAUCCUCCAUUGCUCGCCUUGGCCAGGAACCAGCAGAUCAACUGCCUUUUGUGAGACCUUUCCUUCCCUAUCCCCAACUUUAAAGGUGCAAGAGUAUUAGGAAACGUGAGCAGCAUAUGGCUUUUGAUCAAUUUUUCAUCCAAUGAACAAGAUCCUACAAGCUGUACAGGCAAAACCUAGCAGGGAAAAAAAAAACACGCAUAAAGAAAAAUGGCCGGGCCAGGUCAUUGGCUGGGAAGUCUCAGCCAUGCACGGACUCGCUUCCAGAGGUAAUUAUGAGGGCCCGCCAGCCAGGCCACCCAGCCGUGGGAGGAAGGGGGCGUGGCAAGGGGUGGGCACAUUGGUGUCUGUGCGAAAGGAAAAUUGACCCGGAAGUUCCUGUAAUAAAUGUCACAAUAAAACGAAUGAAUGAAAAUGGUUAGGAUGUUACAGAUAUAUUUUCCUAAACAAUUUAUCCCCAUUUCUCGGUUUAUCCUGAUGCAUAAACAGAAGCUGUGUCAUGUGGAGGGCGGGGAGGUCCCUCUCCAUUCCCUACAGGUUUCAUUCUGAGGCUUGCAGAUGUCCAGUGUUUACCAAGGUUUGCCCAAAUCCAAGAUCUAGUGGGAGGGGAAAGAGCAAAUGUCUGCUCGCAGGAGGGUUGUGUGUUGACCUUUGGAGGAAAAAUAUGUUCUGUUGUUCGGUUGGAUUUGCAGUGGCAGAAAUGAAACUAGGUGUGUGAAACACCCGCAGACAUUUGGAAUUGGCUUUUCAGCUCGCCCCAGUGGUAGUAAAUCCAUGUGAAAUUGCAGAGGGUACAAGGACAGCAAGUAGGAUGGAACUUGCAACUCGACCCUGUUGUUAAAAAGCACCAAUGGGCCAGGCGCGGUGGCUCACGCCUGUAAUCCCAGCCCUUUGGGAGGCUGAGAUGGGCGGAUCAUUUGAGGUCAGGAGUUCGAGACCAGCCUGGCCAACAUGGUGAAACCCCAUCUCUACUAAAAAUACAAAAAUUAGCUGGGCAUGGUGGCACACGCCUGUAAUCCCAGCUACUCUGGAGGCUGGGGCAGGAGAAUCGCUUGAACCCAGGAGGCGGAGGUUGCAGUGAGCCGAGAUCACCCCACUGCACUCCAGCUUGGGUGACAAAGCGAGACUCCAUCUCAAAAGAAAAAAAAAAGGACGCACCAAUGAAGCCUAGUUCUCCACGGGAGUGGGGUGAGCAGGGGUACUGCACAUCCUCCCAGUGGACCCUCUGGUCUUUGUCUGCAGCGGCAUUCCAAGGCUGGGCCCUGGCAAGGGUACCCGUGGCUGUCUCUUCAUUUGCAGACCCUGAUCAGAAGUCUCUGCAAACAAAUUUGCUCCUUGAAGUAAGGGGGAGAUGGCAUAAUAGGAGGUCUGAUGGGUGCAGGAUGUGCUGGACUCACAUUGCAAACAGAAGCCUUGUUGAGGGUAACAUCCUAACCAAGUGUCCCGAUUUGGAGGUGGCAUUUCUGACAUGGCUCUUGGUGUAAGCCCGCCUUGCCUUGGCUGGUGAGUCCCAUAAAUAGGACGCAGUCAGCCUACGGCCACAAACACAAGGCCUGGGGGAGGGCUACACUGUCUACAAACGUUUUCCGCAUCUGUAAAGGAAGCAAGGUGAUCCGAGACUGUGGCCAUGUGGAACCCGGUCUUGUGGGGGACUGUUUCUCCAUCUUGACUCAGACGGUUCCUGGAAACACCGGGGCUCUGUUUUUAUUUUCCUUGAUGUUUUUCUUCUUUAGUAGCUUGGGCUGCAGCCUCCACUCUCUAGUCACUGGGGAGGAGUAUUUUUUGUUAUGUUUGGUUUCAUUUGCCGGCAGAGCUGGGGCUUUUUGUGUGAUCCCUCUUGGUGCAGGUUUUCUCACCACUUACUGACCCAACCAGCCUCUGGUUAGCAUCAUUUGUACAUUUAAACCUGUAAAUAGUUGUUACAAAGCAAAGAGAUUAUUUAUUUGCAUCCAAAGCUCUUUUGAACCCCCCACCCCUUAAUCCCUCGUUCAGGAUGGCGAGCUUGCUUUCCUUCAACCUGUUUGUUUUCUUAUUUAAGACUAUUUAUUAAUGGUUGGACCAAUGUACUCAUGGCUGUUGCGUCGAACAGUCUUUAGUGAAAAUUCUGUAUAAAUAGACAAAAUAAAAAGGGUUUGACUUUGCAAUAAAAGGAGACGUUUGGUUCUGG